GCUAUAAAUACGGCGACAAUAGAAGCUGGUCACGGUCACCGAUCAGAGGACUAAAAGCCGGCUGGACCGUAGACUUUACCGUCCGAGCGCAGUUUUCUGUCGCAGUCCUUCACAGCCAGCUAGCUGCGGUUAGCCGCGCAGCUCUGCGGACACAAACCGCCGCAAACACCGAUGAGCUGGAGGUAACGAGCUGCGGCGAUGAAUAAAUCCAAAGUCGCUGUCGGGUUCGUAGCUGCAGGCGUCCUCACGGUGUUCUUCGGGACGGUUCUUGCUUUUGUGGGACCAAUAAUCGUCGACGACCAGGUAGUAAAGAACACAGUGAUCGACCCAAAGAAUGAGAUGUCCUACACCAUGUGGAAGGACGUCCCUGUGCCCUUCUUCAUGUCCGUCUACUUCUUCAACGUCCUCAACCCUCAGGAGAUACUGGCUGGAGAGAAGCCCAUGGUGGAGCAGAGAGGACCUUAUGUGUACAGAAAACGCAUUCAGAAAGACAACAUCACAUUUCAUCCCAACAACACGGUGUCCUACAGGGAGUACAGGCGAUACUACUUUGAGCCUUCCAUGUCUGUAGGGAACGAGUCUGAUGUCGUCACGAUUCCCAACAUGUUGGUGCUGGGUGCAGCAGUCAUGAUGGAGAACCUGCCCUAUGCGGUACGUUUAAUGAUCAGCGCCACCUUCAAGACUUUCGACGAGGGGCCCUUCCUGACCAAGACAGUAGGGGAGCUGAUGUGGGGUUAUGACAGUGUACUGGUUGAGUUCCUCAAUAGAUACCUGCCCGGCAUGCUGCCCUCAACCGGAAAGUUUGGCCUCUUUGCUGACUUCAACAACUCCAACACCGGCCUGUUCACCAUCUUCACUGGACGAGGCGACAUCAGGAACGUCCACAAAGUCGACUCCUGGAACGGCCUGACGGAGCUGAGCAACUGGGGGACUCCUCAGUGUAACAUGAUCAAUGGAACAGCUGGACAGAUGUGGCCCCCCUUCAUGACCAAAGAGAGCACUUUACCUUUCUACAGCCCUGACGCCUGCAGAUCUAUGGAGCUUGUUUACCAGCGUCCUGGCGAGAUGAAGGGCAUCCCUCUGUAUCGAUUUGUUGCACCCAAGACCCUGUUCGCCAAUGGGACAGACUACGCUCCCAAUGAAGGCUUCUGCCCGUGUAGACAGUCCGGGCUGCUGAACGUCAGCAGCUGCCGCCACAACUCUCCAGUCUUCAUCUCUCAUCCUCACUUCUUUAAUGCGGAUCCUGUGCUGCUGGACUAUGUGCAGGGCCUUCAUCCAACUGAGGAAGAGCAUGGCCUCUUCAUAGACAUUCAUCCACUAACAGGCGUCCCACUGAAUGUCUCCAUCCGUCUGCAGCUCAACCUCUACAUGAAGAGAGUGUCAGGAAUUACAGAAACUGGCAAGAUUUCUGAGGUGGUGAUGCCAAUGAUCUGGUUUGAGGAGAGCGGCUAUAUCGACGGCCCCAUCCUCACUACGUUCCACACAAACCUGGUUGUUCUACCUGCUGUAAUGGAGUAUAUGCAGUAUGGCUUCAUUGGCUUCGGCCUGGCAAUGAUAAUAAUUGCCGCCCUGGUGCUUCACAAAGUGAAGAGGUCUCAUUCAAAUGCUACACUAACUUCCACAGUGGUGGAGAACCCUGGGGCCUCCGGUAAAGAGCCGGUAAAAGGCCCACAUGACCAUGAAACAAAGGAGAAAUGUAUCAUGAGUAAUUCAGAGAAGUGAAGGUGAAGGUAGCAAGACCCCAGAUGGAGACACGAGCACUUCAGCUGAAGACAAAGACCCGCUACUACAAGAUGAUCUGGACUGACACACACACACACACACACACACAAACUCACACACAGCUGGUGUUGUGGACUACCUAAUGGCCAACAUCAUUUCAGUAUAUUGAACUGAAACACUGUCACAAGGUGCUCAGUAUGUUUUAAAACUUGCGCACAAGCUUUGCCAUAUUUUACUGUACUGUAAAGUUUAUGAAACUCUCAGCCAGUGUGUUGGUGUUGAGGCUGCUGGGGUUGAGACUGUGUCGUCUCUUCAGGCAGAGCGAGUGAAGAUGCUCUGUCACUUAAAACCACUUUUUGUAUAAUAAAACUACAACACUAUUUCCAGCUUCCAGUUUUGAACAGCUGUUCAUUUUUCUGCUUGGCGUUCGAUGAUCAUCAGCGUUGAUCUGAAACAUUUGAUAGAAAAGCUCUUUCUGUCUAAUGCCAGGUGUACUGUAUUUUACUACCAACGUGCCUUCAUUGGGGGGGGGGGGCAUUUCAUCAAAGAGCUGAAAUUGAAUUUGUUGUUGAGGCUCAAGCUCAGUAUCGAACACUCGCCUGGCAAUCAGUGAGUCGAGAGCGGACGCGCUCGUAUUUGUAUACUGUCCUCUGUAACGAUGUGAAUGGAUUUCUUGAAAUGGAUGUGAAUGAUGCUGUUUGGUGUUCUUGUUAUAAAUAAGUGAAUGAAUGAAGAGAAACUCAGAGGUAAUAAAUAUAUUUGAAAUUCUGUUAA
Molecule: messenger RNA, 2496 nt
Organism: Siniperca chuatsi (mandarin fish)
Lineage: Eukaryota; Metazoa; Chordata; Actinopteri; Centrarchiformes; Sinipercidae
Gene: scarb1
Product: scavenger receptor class B, member 1
Exons: 14
Coding region: 199-1722 (507 amino acids)
Biological process (GO): cholesterol import; recognition of apoptotic cell; cholesterol efflux
Cellular component (GO): caveola; cytoplasm
Molecular function (GO): scavenger receptor activity; low-density lipoprotein particle binding; lipid binding
Source: RefSeq, a predicted model, not a curated record